GUAUAUUAUUUUCUUGAGUUCAUUUCAUUUUUGAUAUUUGCAGUAUCUACUCUAUCUUUGAUGUUAAGAUUGCUUAUUGAUAGUGAGCAGAAUUAUGAGUAUUCAAAAUCAUUUACCGCUUCAGAAUCGAAUAAUUCGCCCCACAAGUAUAGGGACUCUUUCUCUUCUAGUUUACAGUGUUUCCAGUCUAAGGAUUUGAUACAAGGUCAUGUGCUUGACAUAGUGAAAUUAUGUACAUCUUCAUGCCCAUUCAUUGUAUCCGUCGGCAUUGAUCACAAGGUUUUGGUGUGGUCGCCACUAAAUCACCCAAUACCGAUUCCAACACAACUACCGAUCUCAGCAAAAUUUUUACCGAUAACUCAUGUUGAAAUGUCCGAUUCUGGUUCAGCGAUAACCGUUUUCAGCAGAUCGGGAGAAGUCAAAUGUUGGUCUCGAUCAUCAAUGUCUUGGGUAUGGACAAUUUUGUUUGAAGAAUUGGCCAAUGAUACUCCACUGGUUUCAUUUUUCCGUAAGAGAACUCAAAUCAGUAAUGGACGAAGAAAGUUGAUCAGCAGGGUAUCAAGACAAACAAAGGAGCACACACCAACACACAGUACUUUAAGUUCACGUCAUCCACCACCAACUUCUUCCGCAGAAACUAACACAGAUCUAAGCUCGGGCAGAAGGCUGUCGCUGGACUCAAAUUUUGACCAGAACAUCACCACAAAGGAUGCAUCCAAUAUGGAGUUCAUAAUUGUAUUAAAGAAUGGCGCAAUUAUUUCAAUAGAGUGUUCCACUGGAAAAUACGAUAGGGCUGUUCUCAGUGAUAGUCCAUUGCUUUGUGCUAAAAAGUUAAUCUCGCCAAGAGUCAAUGAUAGAAUUGUGGGCGUGAAAGAAAACGGAGAGUUGGUUGUCUCUACGGUCAUUAAUAAUAAGUGGAGAAGUAGACCGGUGAAAAUUGACACCAGUAAUUACAACAAGGGUAUAAGUCUAAUCACACCUGCGGUAUUACUGAAAUACCCAGAGUUCAACUACUCUACCUCUCCAUCUGUAUUGCCAGCAGCGAAGAGUUUUGCUGCUACAUCUAACACUGACAAGCGGGUCGGCUUUGUGGAUGAAAGCUUGAAUGAUCUACAAGGUAUAGUGAUGGAAACUGUCCCCUUUGUUGGGAUGAUUGUCAGGGCAUUUGGAUCUAAAUGUCAACUGAUUGAUGUUCAGUCGGGUACGGUAUUGAAAGAGUGGCAAAUCUUCCAGUUCAAAGCUAGCACUUUUAGAGUUUUCCACCCAGAGCCUUCGCAUUGCAGAUUUUGUGGUUGUGCUUCUGUUGCAUCUUUCAGCGUAGCAUACACUGGAUUAGAGGGCAGCUCUCUAAUUAUGCACACAUUUUCAAUCGACAAUAGAGCGAAAAACAACAUUUGUUUGAGAGUCGAGAGAGAUUCUCGAGAGACCAGAUGUCUUGGUUUUGCAAGCGUCACUGAACAUCAGCAUGUAUUGGGCAAUGUCGAAGGCUGGUGUCCUACUGACAUGAAUAUAUUGAUGGGUGUUCGUAGAAAGGAAAACAGCGAAAAAAUCGAUGAAACUGAAGGUGAUAACAUCGAGACGGAAGAGAAGGUGAGUCCUAUCAUUGAAAACUCGAGCAUUUUCAAUCGGGUUACGAAUACCGCCCAAACAACCCACACUCAUAGAUUGAGUGAUAAGUGGGAAGGUUGGACAAUGUCGGCGGAUGGGCAAGUACGUUUCUACGAAAUUCCCGAUGGAUCAGAUUCAGGACUACUGAUAAAAAAGUUAGGUCCGGUCAGCAAGUUUGGCCAUAAAUCCCUAGUAGUGAGUUUCGGGAACAUUAUGAAAGUCUUGUACCUAGGAAACGAUAGCUUGGUUGAAGAAGAUUCCCCAGGCGACGAGGACUUAUCUUCUGCAAGGUACCAGUCGUCGAGCAGUUUAGGCUUCAUCAACAGGAGACGGAGAAUGAGGAUGAAGAAAUAUGACUUAACACAUUCGACGUGUUUUGAGGAG
Molecule: messenger RNA, 1992 nt
Organism: Pichia membranifaciens NRRL Y-2026
Lineage: Eukaryota; Fungi; Ascomycota; Pichiomycetes; Pichiales; Pichiaceae
Exons: 2
Molecular function (GO): protein binding
Source: RefSeq, a predicted model, not a curated record